This is a messenger RNA of Ylistrum balloti, 1414 nucleotides long. RefSeq names its product peroxiredoxin-6-like. Gene Ontology annotation, cellular component: cytosol; mitochondrion. Gene Ontology annotation, biological process: cellular oxidant detoxification; cell redox homeostasis. Lineage: Eukaryota; Metazoa; Mollusca; Bivalvia; Pectinida; Pectinidae. The transcript has 6 exons. Gene Ontology annotation, molecular function: peroxiredoxin activity. The record is from RefSeq and is a predicted model, not a curated record. Bases 57 to 719 code for a protein of 220 amino acids.
ACGUACAGCACACCUUACACAUCUGAACGAGAAGUCGAAGAUCAACACGCUUCACGAUGGUGAAUCUCGGAGACAUUUUUCCUAACUUUACUGCCGAUACGACUGCAGGGGAAAUAUCUUUCCAUGAGUGGUUAGCUGAAUCAUGGGCCAUUUUGUUUUCCCACCCGGCUGAUUUUACACCAGUGUGUACAACAGAGCUUGCUACUGUCCAAAAACUGGUACCAGAGUUCACGAAACGAAAGGUGAAACUCAUCGCUCUGUCCUGCGAUGAUACUGAAUCGCACCAUGCUUGGAAAAAGGAUGUGUUAGGAUACUGCAAGGAUGGUGAUACAGCUUCAGACCUUGCCUUCCCAAUCAUCUCUGACCCAAAACGGACAUUGGCAGUCAAAUUUGGGAUGGUUGACCCUGAUGAGAAGGAUAAGACAGGACUCCCCUUGACCUGCAGAGCAGUAUUCAUUAUUGGCCCUGACAAGAAGUUGAAGUUAUCACUGCUGUACCCAGCCACUACUGGCAGGAAUUUCACAGAGAUCCUGCGUGUUGUUGACUCCCUCCAACUGACUGCCACCCAAAAGGUUGCUACACCAGCUAACUGGGAGCCAGGAAAGGAGGUGAUGGUUGUUCCUUCGCUAUCACCGCAAGAGGCAAAAGAAAAAUUCCCAGAACAUAGAGUUGUGGAAGUUCCAUCCGGGAAGCCCUACCUUCGUCUUACCCCGAUUUAAUCGUGGAAUAUAGCCAAACCGAAGUGUGACACCAUUGGAAACAUUGUGAUAAAGUACCAGAUUUUGUUCACUCACAACAUUUGACUUGAAAUAGUUUUUUAAGAAAGAGGGUUAUUCGAGAUUUUUCCAAAUUUACCAGUUUACUGCAGAAUUAUCCACCUCUUUAUGUAUGCCUCAGUUUCAUUCUUCAAUUACAAUGGGCAUGAUGGCUUGGUAAAUCUUUGUAAGUCACUAGAUGUCUAGGGUCACCUGACAUUGCUAUAUGGAUGUUGUUAAAUAAAACCACAUUCCUACUCACCAGCCAAUGAACAUGGUGUUUUUAGGACAUUGCAUUUAAUGUACUUCUUACAAUUCCACUUAGAACAUAUCAUUUACAUUAAGGUCUUCAUAUCAACUAACACAACAUAGUGCUUAAUCUUUUAAAAGAAAAUACGAAUAUGGUAUCUAUGUUGCUUUCACACAGGAAGUUUGGAAAUUCUGUAGUAUGUUGUUUGUACUUUAUUGCUAUAUAAAUAUGUGUUCUUACUUAGAAAUUUGGUUGUUAUAUACAUACACAUGUACUCAUACUCGCACAUAUUCAAAUGCUAGCUCCAACUCAAGUUCUUUUGUAAAAUUAAUAAGCAUUCUGACAUUUUUGGUGCAUUGAAAAAAUUGCAUUUAGAACAGUUGCAGAAAUAAAUGCAUCCUGUUUCAUG